Aphanomyces astaci is the source of this 3881-nucleotide messenger RNA. RefSeq lists its product as hypothetical. Lineage: Eukaryota; Oomycota; Saprolegniomycetes; Saprolegniales; Verrucalvaceae. The transcript has a single exon. Gene Ontology annotation, biological process: spliceosomal complex assembly. The record is from RefSeq and is a predicted model, not a curated record. Gene Ontology annotation, molecular function: mRNA binding. Gene Ontology annotation, cellular component: U2-type prespliceosome; U2 snRNP; catalytic step 2 spliceosome. Bases 39 to 3746 code for a protein of 1235 amino acids.
GUUCGCGGCCCACAAGCGAAGGAAAGAACGAUCCACAGAUGACGUCCAAGCAGCAGCAUGGGGAUGGGGACAAGAUCGCGUUGACGUCUGCGGGGAAGCAUUUUGACUCGGACAUCUAUGAGAGCGCCAGUGACGACAAGUACGCUGGGUACUCUCGGACGCUGGACGACGAGGACACGAGCAGCCGAAGUUUGGCCGCCGGACCCAACAAAGGGCGCGCGUCGGACGGGUUGAUCGACGACAACUACGAUCCAUUUGCAGACAAAGACUACCGCGAAGCCAACGGCAGCGGGUUGGUCAACAGUGUCAUCACCGAGCGUGAAAGCGACUACCAGAGGCGCCGACUGCAUCAGACGUUGUCGCCCACGCGCCAAGACGCUUUUGAGCGAACGACGACCGACGAUGGCUCGAACGCGUCAAGUUUUCGCAAAAUCAUGCACAAUCAAAAGCUUGAUGCCGAGCGCGACGAAGUGAUCCGCAAGAUCCGCAAGCAAAAGGAGGAACACGCCGCCGCCGACGUCGUCGUCGCCGCGGCUGCAUCCUCCUCCACCACGACAAAAAAGAAGAAACGACGAUGGGACGAUGCAGGCGGCAACGCGAGCGAAGGUGCCACCACGGAAGAAGAGUCGUCUUCGGAAUGGGACCAAGACCACUCGACCGACAAGAAAGUCCCGAGCAGCUCGCAAUGGGAUGCUACGCCCGUGGCGGCCGACAUGCCGACCCCGAAGAAGAAUCGGUGGGACGAAACCCCCGCGCCGGCGGGUGGUGCCGAAAAGAAGUGGGACGCCACACCCCAAGCCACUUCUUCAUCGUCCUCGUUUGACGCGACGCCGACGCCCGGCCGGAAGCGUUCGCGCUGGGACGAAACACCUCUCAUGGACGACAACCGGACCCCGACCAGCGCGGCGCUCAUGACGCCGGGCGGGUCGUUGGCGGCGCACGUGAUGCCCGAGGUCGUGCAGCGGCUGCGGUGGGAGCGCGAGAUUGAAGAGCGAAACCGCCCGCUCACGGACGACGAGCUCGACUCGAUGUUCCCCACGACAGGGUACAAGGUGCUGGACCCCCCCGCAUCGUACAUGCCGAUCCGGACGCCGUCGCGCAAACUCAUGGCCACGCCCACGCCCAUGGGGCAGACCCCCGGGUUCCAGAUGGGCCAGACGCCCUCGGCGUCCGACUAUGGGCUCCAACCUGGCGGCGAGACCCCCUCUGGCGGCGAUAUGCCGUACAUCAAGCCCGAAGACUACCAGUACUUUGGCAAGUUGAUGGAAGAAGUAGAGGACGAGUCGCUGGACCCGGAGACGGCCAAGGAGCGCAAGAUCAUGCGCAUGCUGCUCAAGAUCAAAAACGGGACGCCGCCGCAGCGCAAGCAGUCGCUUCGCCAGCUGACCGAGAAGGCGCGCGAGCUGGGCGCGGGGCCCCUCUUCAACCAGAUUCUACCGCUGCUCAUGGCGCCGACGCUGGAAGACCAGGAGCGCCAUCUACUCGUGAAAGUAAUCGACCGCAUUCUGUACAAGCUAGACGACCUCGUGCGGCCGUUCGUACACAAGAUCCUCGUGGUGAUUGAGCCGCUGCUGAUCGACGAAGACUAUUAUGCCCGCGUGGAAGGCCGAGAGAUCAUCUCCAACUUGAGCAAGGCGGCGGGCCUCGCCACGAUGAUCUCGACCAUGCGCCCAGAUAUUGACAACUCGGACGAGUACGUCCGCAACACGACGGCGCGCGCGUUCGCGGUGGUGGCGUCGGCGCUCGGCAUCCCGGCGCUGCUGCCGUUCCUCAAGGCCGUGUGCACGUCGCGCAAGUCGUGGGAGGCGCGGCACACUGGCAUCAAGAUUGUGCAGCAGGUGGCGAUUCUCAUGGGGUGCGCCGUGCUGCCGCACCUCAAGCACCUCGUCGAGUGUGUCGGGCAUGGGCUCGUGGACGAGCAGCAGAAGGUCCGGACCAUCACGGCGCUGUCGCUGGCGUCGCUGGCAGAAGCCGCGCAUCCGUACGGAAUCGAAUCGUUCGACUCAGUGAUCCGUCCGCUGUGGAAAGGUAUCCGGCAGCACCGCGGCAAGGGCCUCGCGGCGUUCCUCAAGGCCAUCGGGUACAUCAUCCCGCUCAUGGACGCCAACUGCGCCAACUACUACACGCGCGAGGCAAUGGUGAUUCUGAUCCGCGAGUUUCAAAGCCCAGACGAAGAGAUGAAAAAGAUUGUGCUCAAAGUAGUCAAGCAGUGCGCGGCCACAGACGGCGUGACCCCGUCGUACGUGCAGACGCAUGUGUUGCCCGACUUUUUCCGACAUUUCUGGGUGCGCCGCAUGGCGUUGGACCGGCGCAACUACAAGCAGCUGGUGGAAACGACGGUGGAGCUGGCCAACAGCGUCGGCGCCGCGGAAAUCAUUGGGCGUGUGGCGGACGACCUCAAGGACGAGUCCGAGCCAUACCGGCGGAUGGUCAUGGAAGCCAUCGACAACAUUGUGCAGAACCUGGGGGUGACGGAUAUCAACACGGAGCUGGAGGAGAAGCUGAUUGACGGCAUGCUGUACGCGUUUCAAGAGCAAACGUCGGAUGACACGACUGCCCUUUUGAACGGGUUUGGGGUGGUCGUGAACGCCCUCGGCCUGCGCGCAAACAACUAUUUGCCCCAGAUCUGCGGCACGAUCAAGUGGCGUCUGAAUAACAAACCCGCCAAGGUGCGCAUGCAAGCGGCCGACCUCAUCGGCCGCAUCGCGGUCGUGAUGAAGACAUGCGACCAGGAGCAGCUCAUGGGGCACAUGGGGGUCGUCUUGUACGAGUACUUGGGCGAGGAGUACCCCGAAGUCCUGGGCAGCAUCCUCGGCGCGCUCAAGGCCAUCGUGAACGUGAUUGGUAUGACCAAAAUGACCCCCCCGAUCAAGGACCUGCUUCCGCGACUGACGCCGAUUCUAAAGAACCGGCACGAAAAAGUACAGGAAAACUGCAUCGAUUUGGUCGGGCGGAUAGCCGACCGCGGCGCCGAGCUCGUGAGCGCGCGCGAGUGGAUGCGCAUCUGCUUUGAGUUGCUCGAGAUGCUCAAGGCGCACAAGAAGGGCAUCCGCCGCGCCGCCGUCAAUACCUUUGGGUACAUUGCCAAGGCAAUCGGGCCUCAGGAUGUGCUCCACACGCUGCUCAACAACUUGAAGGUUCAGGAGCGGCAGAACCGCGUGUGUACCACCGUGGCCAUCGCGAUCGUGGCCGAGACGUGCUCGCCGUACACUGUCAUUCCCGCGCUCAUGAACGAGUACCGCGUGCCCGAGAUGAACGUCCAGAACGGCGUGCUCAAGGCAUUUUCGUUCAUGUUUGAGUACAUUGGCGAGAUGGGCAAGGACUACAUUUACGCUGUGACGCCGCUGCUGCAGGAUGCGCUGAUGGACCGAGAUUUGGUGCAUCGGCAGACUGCUGCCACGACUGUCAAGCAUUUGGCGCUGGGGGUCGCCGGCCUCGGCUGCGAAGAUGCUGUGAUUCACCUGCUCAACUUUGUGUGGCCCAAUAUCUUUGAGACGUCGCCGCAUGUGAUUGGCGCGGUGUUUGACGCGAUCGAAGGCUGCCGCGUGGCCCUGGGGGCUCAUGUGAUUUUGCAGUUUUGCCUUCAAGGGCUGUUCCACCCCGCGCGCCGCGUCCGCGAAGUGUACUGGAAGAUCUACAACUCGCUCUACAUGUACAGCCAAGACGCACUGACCCCGGCGUACCCCGUGAUCGAAGACGACGCGGCCAACUCAUAUGGGCGUACGUACUUGGACCUGACGAUUUAAUACCUCUGCCACCCCCCCCCAUCACACACAUACCACCGCCAUAUGAACUUUUUUUCAUUGAAUUAACGAAAAUACUCACUCAAUUUAGCACUAUCGUGUCGACUAAUUAUAUAUUCACAGAUUCUUCGUGCAAAC